CCAUCAGCUGGCGGGAACCAUAGCCCGAACACGGAUUUUGACUCCAGCUCGAGUACUUUGCACGGACUGCUUUCACGUCACCCCGCCCGUCUGUCUCCUCCCUGCAAUCUUAUUGCGACCAUCCCUUUUGAGCGCCUCUGAACUGGAGAGAGAGAGAGAAAAAAGCAGAGCGAGAGAGAUACUAAAUAGAUUCAGGCACCAACAUUACCUACCUGCUCGAGCGAAAUACUGGGAGGACGCUCAAAUACGCGCGCGUCCACGCGCACUCGCUGAGUAGCAAGACAAUAUAUGGCAAGAAAUAAAAAGCAAAAUUGGAAUUGGAGUUUUCAACACGAAGGCUAUUCCUUAAAAAUUAAAAUAGAAGAAUACAGCUUUACUGAAAAAAGCAACAGCCAUGCAUCUAAACAGAGAAGAAGGGAACAGCAGAGGGUCUGUAUCUAUCAGUGUGUUCCUGGUAUCUCUGGGGCUGACGGUGUGUGCCGUGUGGCUCGUAGCUCUGUGUGGAGUCUGCACCUGGUGUCAGCGCAAACUGGGGAAGAGGAACAAGCCUGGUGUGGAAGCAGCCAGCACCCCAGAUUCAGUUCAGAUUCGUGGCCGAGGGGAAAACAAAGCCAUCAAUGAUCUAGACAGGGACUUUUGGAAUAACAAUGACAGCAGCAACGUGCAGCAGAGAUGGAGCUCCUACCCGCCCAAGGAGUUCCUCUUAAACAUGUCCCCCUAUGCCCCGUAUGGAGACCCUCGCCUCACGCCCAAUUUUGGGGACCCCUCCCUCUCAGCCGCCUCUACCCUGGAGCACAUUCCAUCCUCUGCAGCAGCCCGUCCUCGUCCCCUGGUGCGACAGCAGAGUCUCCAGCAGCCGCUCAGCCACCAGCCCCCUCCAGGCCCCAAUGACCCCCCAGCCACCUCCCAGAGCCUGGGCCAGCUGCACACAGGGCCCGGGGGCGGGGGGCACCGGGGAGGCCCGCGGGGGGUGCGGGGGAGUCCGGCGGGGACAGGUGCUUCCCGGUACAGAGGAGCAGGAGGAGGACGCUCCAGGUCCAACCCAGGCAGCUGGGACCACAUGAUGGGACAGAUCCGCAACAGAGGACUGGAUGUCAAGUCUUUCCUCGAGGGGAAGAUGGUUGUUCUGUCUCUAGCGAUCGGGCUGGCUGAACAAGAUGACUUCGCCAACCUCCCAGAUCUACAGGAAGCACCAGCGUGCCAAGAAAACUCAACUCCACCAGACAAAUCAAGCAGGAGCCUGGGUAAACCUGGGAACCAGACCCCAGAUGAGGCAGGCCGCCUCGGGAACUCCUCUGUCACAGACCUGGCCAACUCUGUCACCACCAGCGACAUUCACAUGCUCUCUCCGGGCUCAGAAGAGGACACAGAAGGGCCUGUGGUUGAGAAGCUGGGCCGGAUUCAGUUCAGUGUGGGCUACAGCUUCCAGGACUCCACCCUGACCGUCAAGAUCCUUACGGGCCAGGAGCUCCCCGCCAAGGACUUCUCUGGCACCUCAGACCCCUUCGUCAAACUCUACCUGCUGCCUGACAAGAAGCACAAGCUGGAGACCAAGGUCAAGAGGAAGAACCUCAACCCUCGCUGGAACGAGACCUUCCUGUUUGAAGGGUUCCCCUAUGAGAAGGUGAUCCAGAGGACCCUCUAUAUGCAGGUGCUGGAUUACGAUCGCUUCAGCAGGAACGACCCCAUCGGGGAGGUGUCCAUCCCCCUUAACAAGGUGGACCUGGGCAACCAGCAGACCUACUGGAAGGAGCUGAAGCCCUGCAGCGACGGCAGCGGGAGUCGAGGAGACCUACUGGUGUCACUGUGCUACAACCCUCAAGCCAACACCAUCACUGUGACCAUCAUCAAAGCCCGCAACCUCAAAGCCAUGGACAUUGGAGGCACCUCCGAUCCCUAUGUGAAGCUGUGGCUGAUGCACAAGGACAAGCGUGUGGAGAAGAAGAAGACGGUGACAAUGAAGUGCUGUCUGAACCCCGUGUUCAACGAGUCCUUCCCCUUCGACGUCCCCGCCCACGUGCUCCGAGAGACCACCAUCAUCAUCACCGUCAUGGACAAGGACAAGCUCAGCCGCAACGACGUCAUCGGCAAGAUCUAUCUCUCGUGGAAGAGUGGUCCGGCGGAGGUGAAGCACUGGAAGGACAUGAUGGGUAAACCUCGUAAUGCCGUGCAGCAGUGGCAUGCCCUCAAGGCCUGAUACUGUAGGUCCAGUCACAUCCACCCAGACCAUCCCAGCCCCUUGCCCUGCCCUCCAACCCUGCUGUUAUGCACAAGGCUGACUCGCUGCAGAACAUGGGUACAAAUAGCCAUCCAACGCAUCCACCCAACGCAUCCACCCUCUCCUCCUGCCUGUCCUCUCUCAGAUCCCUAAUGAACUUCUCCUUCCUCUACUCCCCUCUGAUAAGCCGGGUCCUUUCUGAGUCUUGUUGCUUUUAAGUCAUACUUUUCUCUCAACCAUUGUUUUUUCUCCUUGGUCCACCACUCUGUUUUACUUUGGAGCAGUACACUCUGCCAGCCCUAGGGUGAGCCUCAGCCACCAACAAAAACAGGUUCAAAUAGACCAUAUAAGAAUCCUGCGUAAGGAGCUGGUGAAGGGCCAGUCUUUCAGGAAACAUUAUAUCUGUGACUGUGUGACAGACUGACCUACAAGGAAUCCAGUUCCACCAUUCAUCCUGUGUCUCUCCAUCGUUCUCCUGUGGCAGUGAGGGGAGGCGUCUUCUCUCCCUAAUCACUGCUCUCUCUGUCGUCAGAAGCAAUCUGUUUUUUUGUUGUUUUUUUGCUUCCCAUGUUGACCCUUUGGUCCGUUCCCUUCUGCAAACACACAGAGAAUACAACAGGAAGGAUCGAUAGAGAGAGAGAGGUAAACCAUUGGAAUAGAAGAGGGAUGGACUGUCUGGAUGAUCAUGGAAUUAGACGUGACACUGUCACUCCACCCCAUUCAUCAUCUCUGAUCUCUUUCUCUGGCACCACUGUAGUGAUUCUUCCCUGGCUGGACCCCCUUGUUGUCUGUGCGUUCUGUGGGUGAUGUGCUGUAACUCUAAAUGAAGUUCUAGAUCAUAAAAGGAGAAAAUGACUGAUCAUUUACACUGGUCCAUGGGGGAAAUGUAAAAAGACGUUCCUAUUUUCUGGAGAGAAAAAAAAUGAAUUAUGACAGAAAAAGAGUAAAGUCAUCAAUGUUGUGUUUUGUUUUUUGUUUUAAAAAAGCCUAAAGAGACCAAUCAAAAUGUUCUUCCAGAGACAGUAAAUAGAAGCAAAAAGACUCUGUCGUAUUCUCUGUGUAUGUGUGUGUGGGUGCGUGCGUGCGUGCGUGCGUGUCAGCGAAAGUUAGAGUGUGAAUGCGAGUGCAAGUGUGUGAAAGUAUUGGGCUUGCACUGCUAUCAAAUGAAUAACGACAAUAUUACUGAUAAUAAUGAUGACAAUAUUACUGAUAAUAAUGAUGACAAUAUUACUGAUAAUAAUGAUGACAAUAUUACUGAUAAUAAUGAUGACAAUAUUACUGAUAAUAAUGAUGACAAUAUUACUGAUAAUAAUGAUGACAGUAAUAAUCAUCAGUAUUCUACUGGAUAUGUUUGAAGACUUGGAGAGGUCACAGCAGCUAAGCAGUGACAGAGCGAGAGGGGUACAGUCUGUAGGGUAGUGUCUGCUGCCUGGUGUGGAACGGUAAGCAGAGGAGGAACUUGACAUGAACCACCAGUCUUCAUCUGAGCUGCUUUCUCUCAAUUGCAUCAUCCACUGCAGAUAACCAUAAAUAAAUGCCCCUCUCCCUACCAAGUCAGUUUUGUUUCUAAUGGAGCACUAAGCCAAAUGAUCUUGUCCCCAUCAAGGUUGUUAACGUUACCUGUUUGUCUCUGUCAGUCAUUUUGUGUAAUUCUGCCUGUCUAUUGGAAUGUGUGUCUGUUACGUCAGUUAGUCAUUUAGUCAACAUCUUAUUCAUUAGUGUGCAUGUUACAGAACACAUUGUUAUAAGAAUGUUAGUAGAUAAAUGUUUAGGGUCUUAGUGGAAGGCUGUUCUAUUACUGCCCAUACCCCCUCUGCUCUGUCCUGCUCCUGAUGUUAGAUAGUUAGGGUGUUAGUGGGUCUUCAGGACCAGGGCUGUUACGGACCAAACCCCCUCUGCUCUGUCCUGCUCCUGAUGUUAGAUAGUUAGGGUGUUAGUGGGUCUUCAGGACCAGGGCUGUUACGGACCAAACCCCCUCUGCUCUGUCCUGCUUCAGAUGUUAGAUAGUUAGGGUGUUAGUGGGUCUUCAGGACCAGGGCUGUUACGGACCAAACCCCCUCUGCUCUGUCCUGCUCCUGAUGUUAGAUAGUUAGGGUGUUAGUGGGUCUUCCGGACCAGGGCUGUUACGGACCAAACCCCCUCUGCUCUGUCCUGCUCCUGAUGUUAGAUAGUUAGGGUGUUAGUGGGUCUUCCGGACCAGGGCUGUUACGGACCAAACCCCCUCUGCUCUGUCCUGCUCCUGAUGUUAGAUAGUUAGGGUGUUAGUGGGUCUUCAGGACCAGGGCUGUUACGGACCAAACCCCCUCUGCUCUGUCCUGCUCCUGAUGUUAGAUAGUUAGGGUGUUAGUGGGUCUUCCGGACCAGGGCUGUUACGGACCAAACCCCCUCUGCUCUGUCCUGCUCCUGAUGUUAGAUAGUUAGGGUGUUAGUGGGUCUUCCGGACCAGGGCUGUUACGGACCAAACCCCUCUGCUCUGUCCUGCUCCUGAUGUUAGAUAGUUAGGGUGUUAGUGGGUCUUCCGGACCAGGGCUGUUACGGACCAAACCCCCUCUGCUCUGUCCUGCUCCUGAUGUUAGAUAGUUAGGGUGUUAGUGGGUCUUCAGGAACUUGGCUGUUACGGACCAAACUCCCUCUGCUCUGUCCUGCUCCAGAUGUUAGAUAGUUAGGGUGUUAGUGGGUCUUCAGGAACUUGGCUGUUACGGACCAAACCCCCUCUGCUCUGUCCUGCUUCAGAUGUUAGAUAGUUAGGGUGUUAGUGGGUCUUCAGGACCAGGGCUGUUACGGACCAAACCCCCUCUGCUCUGUCCUGCUCCAGAUGUUAGAUAGUUAGGGUGUUAGUGGGUCUUCCGGACCAGGGCUGUUACGGACCAUACCCCCUCUGCUCUGUCCUGCUCCAGAUGUUAGAUAGUUAGGGUGUUAGUGGGUCUUCCGGACCACGGCUGUUACGGACCAAACCUCCUCUGUUCUGUCCUGCUUCAGGACCAGGCUGUUCCAUUACUGGCCAGACCCCCUCUGCUCUGUACUGCUCCUGAUGUCAUCCUGGUGUGACCUGUUCCAAGCUUAAGUCUCUCUCUCAUCACACAAUGGGCUGAAGGAUAGCUACAAGAGUAAUAAUAUCAACUAAACCUAUUUUCUGUUUACAUUUGACUGUUUAUUUGUGUCUACUGAAUGUGUGUGUGUGUUUGCAAUGUGUGUAUGAGUGUGUCAACAUCUGACUAUUUGUAUUUACCGUGUAUGUAUGUGUGCUCGGUGUUCACUUUUGCCAUUUUCAUUUUCUUAAUAUGGAAUCAGUUUUUUUGGCUGUUUUUAUUCUGUAUAAAGUAAUUUAGAUGUUCAGUUAAUUAUUUAUGUUGCCGCUGAUCGCUAAGGAGGAGACGCUAAUGAUUACUGGGAUGUUGGAACGUGACUAAGGGCAUGUGUCUACUUUCUAUUUGUUGGGGUUUAUGGGUUGGUUGGGGAGGGGCCAUAGACAUGUUCGAGAGUCUGAGUGAAGAGAGAAGGAAAGAGAAGGGAGAGGGGAGCUCAUUACAUCUGACAAUACCACAUACAGCAUAUUCUAUUCUAGCCCUCUUCUGUUGCACAGAGGGACUGUUCACUCAGGCCUGUGUGCAUCAGGGGCCUUGUGUUCUGGUUUAUCAUUUAAUAGGUGGCUUACAGAACCACAACACGCUGUCCCUCCGCUCUAGUUCUGGCCCAACACACUGUCCCUCCGCUCUAGGUCUGGUCCAACACACUGUCCCUCCGCUCUAGGUCUGGCCCAACACACUGUCCCUCCGCUCUAGGUCUGGUCCAACACACUGUCCCUCCGCUCUAGGUCUGGCCCAACACGCUGUCCCUCCGCUCUAGGUCUGGCCCAACACGCUGUCCCUCCGCUCUAGGUCUGGCCCAACACGCUGUUCCUCCGCUCUAGGUCUGGUCCAACACGCUGUCCCUCCGCUCUAGGUCUGGCCCAACACACUGUCCCUCCGCUCUAGGUCUGACCCAACACACUGUCCCUCCGCUCUAGGUCUGGCCCAACACACUGUCCCUCCGCUCUAGGUCUGACCCAACACGCUGUCCCUCCGCUCUAGGUCUGGCCCAACACACUGUCCCUCCGCUCUAGGUCUGGUCCAACACACUGUCCCUCCGCUCUAGGUCUGGUCCAACACGCUGUCCCUCCACUCUAGGUCUGGCCCAACACACUGUCCCUCCGCUCUAGGUCUGGUCCAACACGCUGUCCCUCCGCUCUAGGUCUGGUCCAACACGCUGUCCCUCCGCUCUAGGUCUGGUCCAACACGCUGUCCCUCCACUCUAGGUCUGGUCCAACACGCUGUCCCUCCGCUCUAGGUCUGGUCCAACACGCUGUCCCUCCGCUCUAGGUCUGGUCCAACACGCUGUCCCUCCGCUCUAGAUCUGGCCCAACACGCUGUCCCUCCGCUCUAGUUCUGGCCCAACACACUGUCCCUCCGCUCUAGGUCUGGUCCAACACACUGUCCCUCCUCUCUAGGUCUGGUCCAACACGCUGUCCCUCCGCUCUAGGUCUGGUCCAACACGCUGUCCCUCCGCUCUAGUUCUGGCCCAACACACUGUCCCUCCGCUCUAGGUCUGGUCCAACACACUGUCCCUCCGCUCUAGGUCUGACCCAACACACUGUCCCUCCUCUCUAGGUUUGACCCAACACACUGUCCCUCCGCUCUAGGUCUGGUCCAACACACUGUCCCUCCGCUCUAGGUCUGGUCCAACACACUGUCCAUCCUCUCUAGGUCUGGUCCAACACGCUGUCCCUCCGCUCUAGUUCUGACCCAACACGCUGUCCCUCCGCUCUAGUUCUGACCCAAUACACUGUCCCUCCGCUCUAGUUCUGGGCCAACACACUCAGACUAAGACGCGCAAUUUCUCCAGACGUCAGUGCUGACGUACUUUAAAACCCCACUGUGACACACAUGCUUUUUGGCACAAGGUGCUCUUAAACAACACCCCUCCCCCUCUCCUCCAUAUGCUCUCACUCCCCAAGUGUCACAGAGAAAAGGUGAGACAGACAAUGAUCAUCACCUCAUUUGCAUCACUGCAAUCUCCAGGCAGAGCAGAACAUAGCAGAGCACCUACCUGCUCCUAAAAUAACUGGGAACAGAGUCACCUCCCUGCCUCAUACUGAGCACACAAGCAAACGAUACAUCAUUACGUAUGCAGACGCAGCAUUAAAUUGAAAAGAUCAGCCAGAAUAGGAAACACAGAUAAAAUGGCACGAUACAGGUGAAAAUGAAUUAUUUGUUUGACUUGAUUUACCUGAACUGAAAAUAGGUCCAGAAGCCAGGUAUGGUCCGUUUGCAUCUGAGGCAUUGAGCAAGGAUUCUUAGUAGAGUCCUUCCUUGGCCCUCGAAAAGCCCAGUAGCAAUUCAAAAUACAGAUCUAAAUAAAUAUGAAAACUGAUCAGUGUUCACUCAGAUUGAAAUCACCCUAAAUGUCUGAUUAGGGCUCUCUACACAGAUAUUGGUGGAGAUACGAGGAGGAUUGGCCUAAACAUGCCAGGAUUUUGUGACAUUGUAUAAAGGAUAAAUGAAAAUUGUGUAUGUAAAAACUCAUCAGUUUUCAUUGGGGAUGUUGAUAUCUGUAUGUCCUUGACAUCCCCUUGUCCCAUCUCUUGCUCUCUUCUGUUCUCUCUUUAGUCACACAUCUGUGGGAUGCACAAUCUUAUAUAUCAACCAUUUAUUUUUUGAAAUCUGUACAGUGUAUAAAUAUAGAAAUGUGUACAUAAAAAGAAGAAACUUCUAAAAUAGUUUUUGUUGUUUUUCUAAA
Messenger RNA from Salmo salar (Atlantic salmon), 7993 nucleotides. Its product is annotated as synaptotagmin-7. NCBI's taxonomy places the organism in Eukaryota, Metazoa, Chordata, Actinopteri, Salmoniformes, Salmonidae. Gene Ontology annotation, biological process: vesicle fusion; calcium ion-regulated exocytosis of neurotransmitter. Gene Ontology annotation, cellular component: axon; plasma membrane; synapse. Gene Ontology annotation, molecular function: phosphatidylserine binding; clathrin binding; calcium-dependent phospholipid binding. The record is from RefSeq and is a predicted model, not a curated record.